UCAUAUCCAUUUCUUCAAAAACAAAACAGCCCUAAACUUCACCAUUCCAUUCAUAACCCCAAUCGCCGAGCAUGGACGACAGUUUUAAAGUUCGUGUCGACAGAAUCUUCGGUUCUCUCUCUUCUUCAUCUACUUCUUCAUCCCCAGCCUUCAAUUCGUCUCUCACUUCUCUAUGGUGCCUUACGGACGACGAGAUCGAGCGGAGAGAGUGGAUCAAGGGUAAGGACGAGGAACAACCCGAACCGGAGCUCGAAUCGACCUCGUUCUUCAACGGCCGCAGGAAGGUGACCGACAGGAAUUCAUUUGAAUUCCGACACGAUUUCGAGGAUGACCUCGAUGAUUUGGACGAAAAUCCAGACUCGAAUGGCUCGUCUAGUAAGUUUCCUAAACCUGAUGAUUAUGGAGAUGAGGAAUGGGAAAUCAAGUCCUCCAUUGGCCGGGACUGCACGCUUGAUUAUGAGGAAGAGGAAGAUGAGUAUGAUAAAGUUGCUGUUGGCAAGGAGAAAGAUGGAGAUCGGUUGUAUAUGAAAGACAUAACUGACUGUGGUAUUGAAAUAGGUUCAUGCACUGAGCUUCCUACUUCGAUGAGGAAUUUCACCAGAGAUCCACGGGCCAAUCACUUGGCUGCAAAAGUUAGACUCAAGGAAGAUGCAGAAGCUUCCUUGCACGUCUCUGAGAACGGUUCAGUAGCUAUCACUGAUUCUCAGAACCCAAAAUCUAUUCUGAAGAGGAAAGACAAUCAUCUAGAUGCAAAAUCACACAAGCGUGUUCGAUUUGACCCUGAAUGUAAAAUUUCUCGAGAGUCUCAAGGAUCUAAAGAUUCUGCUACAGAAGCUAACUCUUUGCCUGGAGCUGCAGAGGUUGGCAAUGAAGUGACCUUCCGAUAUCAGGCCACUCAAGUCCCAGACUACUUACAAAAUCCAUCAAGAUACACGCAUUAUACUUUUGACUCAUCCGAUGAGGUAGAUGAAGUGUCCAACAAGAAAGCCUAUAUGAAUUUCCUUCAGCUGGUGAGAGAAUCAAAGACGAUGGAGUCGCAUCAGGAUGAUGCUUCAACUGGUCCUCCAAAAUCCAUCACCUUCAUCCCAAAAAAGAAAGCAGGUGAUACAAUAAUGCUUGAAAAUUCUUCCCUGCAGAAUGAAGUUGGGAAGGAGCUUGUGCACCAGAGAGGCAUCGGUAUUGCAGCUGUGGACACACCAACAGAUGAUGUUUGUUCAAUGGAAGAAGAUGAGCCUGAUAAAUUAGACAUUAGAAGAAACAGCUCACAGAAGCCAGGCCGCCAGUACCGAAUGAGAGCUAAUAAGAUGGAGUCGGAGGAGGAGGCCUGAAGCCUGAUUGAUAUAACAAGACACUGCUCUCUUUAAUCACAUCUUUUCCCAUGGUCUUGUUUGUGUUGAACUAUUCUGGAUGGUCUUUUAAGGCACCUUGUUUGAUGUACAAUAUUUUUGGGACAUUGCGGCAGUUAUUGACGGCCCAUGUGGGAUUGGGCAAGUUUACAAUAUAUGCGAACAUUUAACGGUUAAGAAUAUUUGUAGGAUAUUAAAUUUAGUUGUUAUUGACUAUUGGACCAAUCUAUGAUAUACCCGAGCAUAUAAAGCUACAACCUAUGACUUUUGUGGUAA
Benincasa hispida (wax gourd) is the source of this 1622-nucleotide messenger RNA. RefSeq lists its product as uncharacterized. The record is from RefSeq and is a predicted model, not a curated record. Lineage: Eukaryota; Viridiplantae; Streptophyta; Magnoliopsida; Cucurbitales; Cucurbitaceae.